This is a messenger RNA of Miscanthus lutarioriparius, 3096 nucleotides long. The record is from the annotation of a GenBank genome assembly. Lineage: Eukaryota; Viridiplantae; Streptophyta; Magnoliopsida; Poales; Poaceae.
AUGGCACCACGCUCGGUGAGCCUGCUGUUCUUGCUGACGCUCGUGGUGGCCGCCGCAGGAGCCGACGACGAGGCCGCGCUGAUUGCCUUCAAGGCAGCGGCGAUCGCUGGCGGCAGCAAUGGCGACACCCUCGCGUCGUGGAACAGUAGCAGCGCCGGCGGAUUCUGCGGCUGGGUGGGGGUGACGUGCGGGGGCAGGCACCGCCGAGUUGUGGCGCUGAGCUUGCACGGGGGGCUGAGUGGAGCCCUCUCGCCUGCCGUUGGGAACCUGUCGUUCCUCAGGACUCUGGACCUCAGCUCCAACGCAUUCAGCGGGGGCAUCCCCGACAGCCUCGGACGCCUCCGCCGCCUGCAAGCCCUCGACCUGAGCAACAACAGCUUCUCAGGCAAGAUCCCCGCCAACCUGAGUUCCUGUACCAACCUAGUGCUUAUGCGCCUCCGCUUCAACCAGCUCGACGGGUUCGUCCCCUACGAGCUCGGUGAGAAAUUGGUGAAUCUCAGAGUGCUCAGCCUAACGAACAACAGCCUCACCGGCACCAUCCCGGCGUCACUGGCCAACCUGUCGUCGCUUAGCAUCCUGUCUCUUGCGUUCAACCAGCUCCACGGCGCUAUUCCUCCUGGCCUCGGCGGCAUCCAGGCCCUCCAGCACCUCGACCUCAACAACAACCACCUCUCUGGCGAACCCCCACAUUCCUUGUACAACUUAUCCUCACUGGAAUGGUUUCAGAUCCAAGAAAACAUGCUCCACGGCAGAAUUCCUGAUGUCAUAGGCAGCAAGCUCCACAGCAUACAGAUUCUUAGUUUUUACGCUAACCAGUUCACCGGAUCCAUCCCUGUUUCACUCUCCAACCUCACUGCUCUGCAGCUACUUGACCUCUCAGAAAAUAGGAUCCGUGGAUAUGUGCCUAGUGAAAUUGGAAGAUUGGGAGCUCUACAAAGCCUAUUAUUGUACAGAAACCUGCUACAAGCAGAUGACAAGGAGGGCUGGGAAUUCAUCACAUCCCUGUCAAACUGCACCCAGCUAACGGAAUUUGAAAUCGGCAAUGCCGCUUUGACUGGGCAGCUGCCAAGUGCAAUAGUGAAUCUAUCUAGCCUACGAAUCCUCAACUUCGACGGAUCUGGGAUCUCAGGAAGCAUACCAUCAGCCAUCAGCAAUCUUCUCAACCUUGAGUUCCUGGGUCUGUCACGUACUUUCGUCUCAGGAGUGAUUCCAGAGAGCAUUGGCAGGCUGCGAAACUUGGGUAUAGUAUAUUUGUUCAAUACUUACUUGUCGGGCAUCAUACCUUUAUCUAUUGGAAAUCUUACACGGUUAAAUACGCUUAUUGCACAUCGUUGCAAACUGGGGGGACCAAUUCCAGCAAGCAUAGGGAAUAUUACGAAUCUAGUUUAUCUUGAUAUAUCAAACAACUUCCUUAACGGUUCAAUUCCCAAUGAGAUUGUCAAACUGCCAUCCCUUUCCUUCUUAAAUUUAUCAUACAAUUCACUAUCGGGACACCUUCCUUCGGAAAUUGGUAGUUUGGGAAACCUUGGAGUACUAGUUCUAUCUAGAAACCAAUUGUCUGGUGAGAUACCUGGUAGUAUUGGGGGAUGCACUGUGCUGCUAUACCUUGGAUUGGAUGAUAACUCAUUCGAUGGAAGCAUACCUCAAACUCUGAGUAACUUAAAAGGGCUAACUGCACUCAAUUUAUCCAUGAACAAAUUAUCUGGUGCCAUCCCAAGUAACAUUGGAACUAUCCGAGAUCUUGAAGUGUUGUGUCUGGCACACAACAACUUAUCAGGGCCAAUCCCUCCACUUCUACAGAAUUUGACAGCAUUGUCGGAAUUGGAUCUGUCAUUCAACAAUCUGCAAGGGGAGGUGCCAAAGGAGGGUAUCUUCCGAUAUUUCACUAACUUUUCAAUCAUUGAAAACAGUGAGCUUUGUGGUGGAUUACCUCAACUUCAUUUAGUUCCAUGCCAGACAAGUCCCAUGAAAAAGAACAGAAAAGGGCAGCUGAAGCAUCUUAAAAUAGCUCUAGCAACAAUUGGUGCACUCUUGACAUUAGCUUUCUUUAUUGCACUCCUUCAGCUUAUCAAGAACAAGCUUAAACGAAAUCGUAACCAACCCUUAUCACCAAUAGUUGAGGAACAAUAUGAAAGAGUUUCUUACCAUGCAUUAACAAAUGGAACAAAUGGAUUUUCAGAAGCCAAUUUGCUUGGUAAAGGAAGCUUUGGGGCGGUCUACAAAUGCACUUUACAGCCUGAGGAAACAAUUACGGCAGUGAAAGUUUUUAACCUUCAACAAUCUGGAUCCACUAAAAGUUUUGUGGCAGAAUGCGAGGCGUUGAGAAGGGUACGUCACCGUUGUCUCAUUAAGAUCAUCACGUGCUGCUCAAGCAUGAAUCACCAAGGUCGAGAAUUUAAGGCACUAGUUUUCGAGUUCAUGCCAAAUGGUAGCUUACAUGGUUGGCUUCAUCCGAAUUCUAACACUCUCACUGUGAGAAAUACUCUAAGCCUAGAACAAAGGCUAGACAUUGCUGUGGAUAUCAUGGAUGCUUUGGACUAUCUUCAUAACCACUGUCAGCCACCAAUCGCUCAUUGUGAUCUCAAGCCAAACAACAUCCUUCUUGCUGAAGACAUGAGGGCCCGAGUUGGAGACUUUGGCAUAUCACGAAUCCUUCCAGAAAAUGCAAGUACAAUCCUGCAAAAUUCAAAUAGCACGAUUGGAAUAAAAGGCUCCAUUGGUUAUGUUGCUCCAGAGUAUGGCGAAGGCUCUGCAGUCUCAACUAUUGGUGAUGUGUAUAGUCUCGGUAUAUUAUUGCUUGAGAUGUUUACUGGAAGGAGCCCCACAGAUGACAUGUUCGGAGACAUGUUAGAUCUACAUAGGUACGCCAAGCAUGCGCUCAGCAAAAGCAUCUUGGAUAUUGUUGAUUCGACAAUCUGGCUGCAUAUAGAGUCAACAGAUAGCAAUAUAAGGAGCAGAAUUAAGGAUUGCUUGGUUUCUGUCAUCAAGCUUGCUAUAUCAUGCUCAAAGCUACGUCCAGGGGAUCGAACAGCAAUGAGCGAUGCAGCAGCAGAGAUGCACACCAUCAGAGAUUCAUACCACAAGUUUUCCUGCUAG